Molecule: messenger RNA, 2198 nt
Organism: Vigna umbellata (rice bean)
Lineage: Eukaryota; Viridiplantae; Streptophyta; Magnoliopsida; Fabales; Fabaceae
Product: aluminum-activated malate transporter 9-like
Biological process (GO): malate transport
Source: RefSeq, a predicted model, not a curated record
ACUCUUCGUUACCACAAACAAACACGACUUAACAUCUAUAGCAUUCCUACACCGCCACGUUUCGGAAACACUAUUCCACCUUUCUAGCAAUUCCAAACUCGCGUCUGCGUUUAGUUAAACUUCUCAGAUUCUCGUUUGCUCCGAUUUUGGCGGCGAUGAUGAGUUCGGCGGCGAGGGUGCCCAAGUUGGGCUCCUUCCGUCACAGCUUCGCCGAGAAGAAAGAGAGGCUGCUCUCCAUGAAGGGUGGAGGUUACUCCCAAAUUGGGAUCGCUCUGCCGGAGUCCGACGAGGAGGACAACUCGCCGCGGAGGCGAUGCUGCUCAUACCGCGCUGUCUCCGACGGGAUCAUCGGCGCGUGGAAGAGCACGAAGCGCGUGACGGCGCGAGCGUGGGAGAUGGGGAUGUCUGAUCCCAGGAAGAUCAUAUUCUCCGCAAAAAUGGGACUCGCUCUCAUUCUCCUUUCUCUUCUGAUUUUCCUCAAAAAGCCCUUUGAGGACGUUAGUCGAUACUCCGUUUGGGCUAUUCUCACUGUCGUUGUGGUCUUCGAAUUCAGCAUAGGGGCAACUCUUAGCAAAGGACUUAACAGAGGACUGGGGACUUUGUUAGCUGGAGGUCUAGCUUUGGGAAUGGGAAUCUUAUCACAGUUGGCUGGAAAAUGGGAAGAGCUAAUCAUAACUGUUAGCAUCUUCACUGUAGGAUUUUGUGCCACAUAUGCAAAACAAUAUCCAACAAUGAAGGCUUAUGAAUAUGGUUUCCGUGUGUUCUUGAUCACCUAUUGCUACAUUAUUGUAUCAGGGUAUCGAACAGGAGAGUUUGUUCAAACAGCUAUAAAUAGAUUUUUGCUCAUUGCACUUGGUGCUGCUGUCGCACUCGGGAUAAAUGUAUGCAUAUAUCCAAUAUGGGCCGGUGAGGAUCUGCAUAAUCUUGUGGCAAAAAAUUUCGUGGGCGUUGCUGCAUCAUUGGAAGGCGUUGUUAAUAACUAUCUUAAUUGUGUUGAAUACGAGAGAGUGCCUUCUAAAAUUCUUACAUACCAAGCUGCUGAGGAUGUGGUUUACAAAGGCUAUAGAUCAGCUGUUGAAUCUACAAGCACAGAGGAUUCAUUGAUGGGUUUUGCUGUAUGGGAGCCACCUCAUGGAAGAUAUAAAAUGCUUAGAUAUCCAUGGCAAAAUUAUGUGAAAGUAAGUGGGGCUCUAAGGCAUUGUGCAUUUAUGGUCAUGGCUAUGCAUGGAUGUAUACUUUCUGAAAUACAGGCACCACCAGAGAAGAGACAAGUCUUUAGAAGGGAGCUUCAGAAGGUAGGUUCUGAAGGGGCAAAAAUUCUAAGGGAUCUCGGAAACAAAGUAAAAAAAAUGGAGAAACUAGGCGAGGAAGACAUUCUUUACGAAGUACACGAGGCAGCAGAAGAAUUGCAGCAGAAAAUUGACAAAAAGUCCUUCCUCCUUGUGAAUUCAGAGAGCUGGGAAAUCGGAAACCGGCCAAGAGGGGAGGGUGAUCCUCAAGAUCUCUUGAACGUGGAUGAAGAAAGACACUUUUUGGAGUACAAGUCUCUAAGUGAAGCUGUGCUUGAUCUCAGAGCUGUCAAAGUUCCAAAAGGUUGGGGAGAACAAGCAGCUCCUGAGAAGAAACCUGCAGUGCCUGUAGGUGUUGGUGAUGAAAACAUGUUCAGGAAACAGAUAUCUUGGCCUGAUCAUAUUUCCUUCACAGCAGAUGCAGUGACAAAAGAGGAAGAAUCUAAAACGUAUGAAAGUGCUAGUUCUUUGUCUCUAGCCACUUUUACAUCCCUUCUGAUCGAGUUUGUGGCAAGGCUCCAGAACCUUGUAGAUUCUUUCGAAGAGUUAGGCGAGAGAGCAAAAUUUAAGGACCCUCUUGAGCAAGCACCAACAACAACUGGAGGGUUUUUGAACCGGUUGUGUAAUGUUUUGACGGUCAAGGAUUGAGAAUUUGAGAAAUGGCAGCAUUGACUAAUCUGAAUUAAAUGCUGAAAUCCCAAAAUCAUAGUGUGUACCUUUUUUUUCUCCUCGAGAUCAACUGAACUCAUCCUCAAAGCCAUCAUUCUUUAUUGACUUCGUAAGCCCAGAACAACUCACCUAAAUCAACCGCUGAGUGCUAUUACUAAGGUAAUAGGAUUUCCUCUAUGAUUUUUAUUUAUAUAAUUUUGUAUGAUAAAAACAAAAAAUAAUUCAUCAUGUGAUUUUAAU